CGAGAGGAAAGUAUUUGUAAAACUUGUUUUGUUAAACAAAGCCGUGAAGGCUAUUCUCGAGAGAUGCGUUGAAGGGCGAGACAAUAAAAAUGGCGAAAAUCUCUUUCCUUGCUUCUUCCUACCACGAUCCGCAUUUAUAAACCCUAAUUUUCGAUCUGCAAAUAGCGAUUUUCAUAGGAAAAAAUGGCGGAGGCGACGAAGCUUCUGUAUGUAGAGGUGGUCGAGGGUAAUGGAGAGGAUUUGUUUAGGUAUACGCGUCCUGUAUUGCAGAGCACUCUUCAGCUUAUGGGAUGCAAGGCGCGUCACGCCUUCAAGAUAAGCCGCAGGGUUUUUGAGUUAAUAAGAAGUGAGGGAUCUUGCAAUUCCUCACCAGAGCAUGGGAAGGAGCCUGAGUUUUCAAAAAAGGGUGGUGGUGGUGGUGGUGGUUCAACUCACUGUUUGGUUGCUGAUGAUGUUGACAAGGAUAAAAGUAAACCUUUUGAGAUGUAUAAAAGACGGACAACUGUUUUUGUAACACGGCAGAUAUUCUUAGAUGUUGUGUGUGAUUCCCUCGCUGAAUAUAAGUACGUUGGCCGUGACCAGAGAGCAGAUUUGAUUCUGGCAUGCAGAAUCCGCGAAAGGAAAGAAUCUGUAACUGUUCUGCUCUGUGGUACCAGUGGCUGUGGUAAAUCUACAUUGUCUGCAUUGCUGGGUAGCAGGCUGGGGAUUACGACUGUGGUAUCAACUGACUCUAUAAGACACAUGAUGAGGAGCUUCGCUGAUGAGAAGCAGAAUCCUUUGCUAUGGGCUUCGACCUACCAUGCUGGAGAGUACCUUGAUCCUGUGGCAGUUGCUGAGUCAAAGGCCAAAAGAAAAGCGAAAAAGUUGAAAGGCUCUCGAGGUGUAAACUCCAACACCCAAAAGAUGGAUGCUGGAUCAAACUCAAGCACUACUGAGCUGUUAAGUGAUAAGCAGAUGGCUAUAGAAGGGUAUAAGGCACAAAGCGAGAUGGUGAUUGACAGUCUCGAUAGGCUCAUUACGACAUGGGAAAAAAGGAGAGAGUCUGUAGUCGUUGAGGGGGUCCACCUAAGCCUUAACUUUGUCAUGGGACUGAUGAAAAAGCACCCUUCGAUUGUUCCCUUUAUGGUAUACAUCUCGAAUGAGGAGAAACACUUAGAACGAUUUGCAGUCCGAGCAAAGUACAUGACGUUGGAUCCAGCAAAGAAUAAGUAUGUAAAAUAUAUACGUAACAUCAGAACAAUACAGGAUUAUCUAUGUAAACGAGCCGACAAACAUCUCGUUCCUAAGAUAAACAACACAAAUGUGGACAAGAGCGUGGCUACAAUCCACGCUACAGUCUUCAGUUGUCUGCGUAGACGCGAAGCAGGAGAGAAGCUCUAUGACGUAGGCACAAACACAGUCGCUGUUAUCGAUGAAGAGCACAGGAACCAAUGUGCAGCCAAUUCAUUAAGGUCCAAGGGAAUGUUUCAGCUGCAGAGAACAGGCUCCUCCCGGCGUGUGAUGGCUCUUCUGAACACUGACGGCACCGUAGCAAAAACGUGGCCUGUGGGUUCCGUUGAUGAGAUUAGGAAGCCCAUCAUUCGUACUGAGAUGAAUGAUGGAACAGAGCAUCCUGUUAACGGAUACCUAGAGAAAGGUGAAGCAGUGAAUCUUCAGUUCGGUCUCUUUGGGAUCAGCGCUUGGCCUAGUGAUGGCGCAACCAGUCACGCUGGGAGUGUAGACGAGUCGAGAGCAGAUUUUACUGAAACCGGAAGCAGACAUUACUCUUCUUGCUGCAGUUCACCUCGGAUAUCUGAUAGGCCUUCAAAAGAGCUUAAGGAGGAGCAGUCUGUGAAUGGGAGUGAUGAAGAUGAAGAAAUCGAUGAUGAGUUCCCUGAGCCAGAUUCUGAUGAAGAUAACAGCGAUAACAAUGAUGAACGCAACCGUGAAGAGGUUGGAUCGGUGGAUGAGGAAUCGACAAAGUCAGAUGAAGAGUACGAUGAUCUGGCAAUGGAAGACAAGAGUUACUGGACAGACAACGAAGAAGAAAAAGAGACUCGAGACACAAUCUCCAUGGCGUCUGAAAACAACCAUAAGGAGGCAACAACUAAGCCCAAGAAAGAUGAUGAGAAAUACAUCCAAAACCUCGACCUUUUCCUCAGGACAGUGAACCAACCAUUAACCGAAUCUCUCGAGCUUACGUCUGAGUACAGGAACAGAAUGCUUAUAGCAGCUUCGGAUAAAGCUAAGAUGAGGAAACGUUCACUUAGUAUCCCGGCGGUUGGGAAACACGGUGCAAUCAUAGAUGACCAGAUUUUAGAUAACCACACUGAUCCAUUUCUCUUGAAUGGCCAGUGACCUCUUUA
Molecule: messenger RNA, 2345 nt
Organism: Brassica oleracea var. oleracea
Lineage: Eukaryota; Viridiplantae; Streptophyta; Magnoliopsida; Brassicales; Brassicaceae
Product: P-loop NTPase domain-containing protein LPA1 homolog 2
Exons: 8
Coding region: 184-2337 (717 amino acids)
Source: RefSeq, a predicted model, not a curated record